This is a messenger RNA of Synchiropus splendidus (mandarinfish), 1291 nucleotides long. RefSeq names its product probable methyltransferase-like protein 24. The transcript has 5 exons. Bases 8 to 1075 code for a protein of 355 amino acids. The record is from RefSeq and is a predicted model, not a curated record. NCBI's taxonomy places the organism in Eukaryota, Metazoa, Chordata, Actinopteri, Syngnathiformes, Callionymidae.
AGGUGCAAUGCGCGGCCUGGUGGUGCGCUGCUUCGGCUCCGGGGGUCUGCAGCUCCGCGCCGGGCUGCUUCUCAUCCUGGUUCCCCCGCUGCUCCUUGGCCUCCAGCUGCUUGUGGUGGGGACCCGGCUGCCCGGUGACCCCGGGGAAGGGGAGCAGGGGCAACAGGUCGCUUUCUCGGUUAUUAGCAUCGAACCGGACAGAGGGCGGCGAGGCCGCAGGACUGCCGCGGUUCGGUAUCCGGUUCGGACGGAGACGAGCGAGGAUCCGAGGGAGUACGCGGAGGAGAAUGAGCUGCACAUGCGCCAGGUCGGACCCCGACCAUUAGAGAUGCAGCCGUGGGCGACCGACCCGCCGACCUUUUCAUCAGAGCUGAGUCGACUCAUCCGAUACAUCUCCAGCCCACAGGUGAACUGUUCCAAAGUUUUACCUCCAGCAGCUUCGCAGUGGCUGCUGUGUGCCGAGGAGUGGCUUCUUUCAUCGGCACCUUGUGUUGCUUACUCUUUCAGCAUGUCUGGAGGGGAUGCAGAUUUCCUGAAGACCGUCUCGGGGCUGGGAUGUGAAGUCCACACGUUUGAUCCAAGCAACUCCAAUGUAUCCCGCGGUUACCUUGGCAACCGCUUGGCUGGACUCCACGGUGAAGGGGGAGUGGUCAGGCAGCACAAGACGUGGUUGGAGUGGCGAGCACGGAGGAAGGGCAAGGCGGGGAGCAAGCUGGGAAGUGUUUCUGGAACACUGGCGGACAUCAUGACAGCUCUGGGACAUCACAUUGUUCACUUCCUCUAUGCGGACCUGCUGAGUGCUGAGUGGAGGGUUUUUCAGAACUGGAUCGAAACGGGAACUCUACAGCGCGUCCAUCAUCUGAUCGCCGCCACCCACCUCCAGUGGCCCGGGUUCGAAGUCGGGGGGAGCGAGCAGGAGGUGCUGCGCUACUGGUUCAGCGUCCUGCAGGGUCUCCAGUCGGCUGGACUGAAGCUGGUCCACACUUCUGCUGGACCCGGUCAGAAUGUGCUGAGACACGCCGCCGCAGGUGCUCACAGCUCCUACACGCUCAGCUGGGUCAACAUGAGGCGCUGACCUGAGGUGGAAGGAGCUGACCCUUCAUAGGGCGAUGACCUCUGUGACAACACUGAGAAGUUUUACAUAACGCCGCCAUCUAGUGGAGGGAAAGAGAACUACAAUGUUUUCCGCAAUAGUGCGUUAUCACGAUGAUGAGGAAUGAAUGUAUUCAAAAACGUGCAAUAAAAUUGUUCAAGCUUGAAAAAUCACAAGUCGCUAUGAUAAAUAAAAAGU